Molecule: messenger RNA, 465 nt
Organism: Tetrapisispora phaffii CBS 4417
Lineage: Eukaryota; Fungi; Ascomycota; Saccharomycetes; Saccharomycetales; Saccharomycetaceae
Gene: SDH5
Product: succinate dehydrogenase assembly factor SDH5
Exons: 1
Coding region: 1-465 (154 amino acids)
Biological process (GO): protein-FAD linkage; mitochondrial respiratory chain complex II assembly; tricarboxylic acid cycle
Cellular component (GO): mitochondrion
Source: RefSeq, a predicted model, not a curated record
AUGCUGUCAAGAUUAAUGUGUAGCCCCACCAAUGUGGCUAGCGUGACUAGUGCAACAUCCAGACUGGUGACCAGGACCUCUCUCGUGAGAAGGUUUUCUCAGAAUGAUGACGACGUCCUGGCCAGGGUGAAAGUGGCACCCAUCAAGAGAGUGAACGAGCCCAUAGAGACCAAGAAAGCUAGGCUGAUAUAUCAGUCCAGGAAGAGAGGCAUUCUCGAGACGGACCUGUUGUUGUCCAGAUUUGCUGCGAAGUACCUCAAGACUAUGACCCCACAACAACUCGACGAAUACGACUCGUUGCUGAACGAGCUUGACUGGGAUAUUUAUUAUUGGGCCACCAAGAACUACAAAACCACUCCGCUGCCUGACAGAUGGAAACACUCAGAAGUGCUGGCCAUGUUACAAGAGUUCAGUAAGAACAAGGACAAAGAGAUCCUAAGGAUGCCAGAGCUUGACAAGUACUAA